AUGGUGGGCUGGGAGCCACAGGAGAGAGCCAUCGACCUGCAGGGCAAGGUGUACUUCUUCGACGGUCAUGCCUUCUGGGAGAAGGAGACCCAGGAGCUGAGGACGUACUUUACCCAGCAGUGUGCUCGGGAAGGUGAUGUGUCCCAGCUGGAGGGCUUGGUGAGGAGGAACCCAGGGGUACUGAGAGAACAGGAUGACUCUGGUGCCUCUCUGGUCCACCAUGCUGCUGGUGCAGGAAACAUCCCUGUUAUCAGCUUCAUCUGCAGCAACACACACACAGAUGGGUGGAAGGUGUAUGAUGACGAGGGGUCCAUGCCGCUGCACUGGGCUGUGGAGAGGAACCAGCCAGACAGCUGCAGGGCUCUGUUGGAGCUAGGGGCUGAACCCAACGUCCUCAACAAGGCCCUGAUGUCACCUCUACACCUGGCUGUUAGCCUCACACACAACCAUCUGGUCCAGCUCCUGUUGUCUCACUAUAAGACAGAGUCUAACCUAGAAGGAGGUCUUGGCAACACUCCUGUCAUGUUAGCCUGCUCCAUCAAUAAUACUGAGGCUCUCUCUAUACUGCUGAGGCAUGGGGCGCGGCUCUCCAGUCAGAACAAACUGGGCCACUAUGCUAUCCAUGCAGCUGCCUUCGCAGGCUCAAAGAAAGCCAUCGAUGUCAUCCUCAAAGCUGGAGAGGAGAUGGGUCAUUCCAUAGAGGAACACAUUAAUUUCCUGGAUAAGUCGUGCAGUAGUCCACUUCACCUGGCGGUCAGGGGAGGCAACAUGGACAUCAUUGAGUUCUGCAUCCACAAAGGCGCCAAGAUCGACCAGCAACAGGUGGACCGGUCCACAGCGCUGCACUUUGCCUGUUCCCAGGGAGCUACAGAGGCUGUUAAACUGAUGCUGUCCUCCUACAGCAGGCUGGACAGCAUCAUUAACCUGCCUGAUGGAGCCUGCCAGACACCUCUACACAGGGCAACUAUAUUUGAUCACACAGAAUUGACGGAGUACCUCAUUUCAAAGGGUGCAGACAUUGACUACAUAGACUGUAAGGGUCUUUCCCCACUGCUGCUGGCUACUAACUGCGGAGCCUGGAGAACUGUGGCUCUUCUGCUGUCCAAAGGUGCCAACGUGAACAUAAAGGACAAAUCAGGAUGUAACUUCCUCCAUCUGGCCAUCCUGCAACCCAAAGGCCUCAAAAACCUCUCCAGAGACAUCUUACAGCACAGCAGUGUGAAGGAUCUGUUGAGUAACGAGGACAACGAGGGAUGUACUCCUCUCCACUACGCCUGCAGACUGGGUAUCCACGAAUCUGUCAAGAACAUCCUGGUUCUACAGGUGUCUCUGGACCGCAAGUCCAAGGACAAGAAGUCUGCCCUGCACUUCGCUGCCCAGUAUGGUCGUGUCAACACCUGCCAGCGUCUGCUGGAGACAAUCACAGACUCCCGUCUGCUGAAUGAGGGGGACGAGAGAGGCCUGACCCCCCUACACCUGGCCUCUGGAGGAGGACACACCAAGGUGGUGGAGCUGCUGCUUCGUAAAGGAGCCCUCUUUCACUGUGAUUACAAAGGGAGGACCUGUUUACACCAUGCGGCGGCAGAGGGUUACACCCACACCAUGAAGAUUGUCCUGGCCACCAACAUCAAACUACUGGACAAGCUGGAUGAGGAUGGGAGCACUGCACUGCACUUGGCAGCCCGGGAGGGCCAUGUAGCAGCGGUGAGACUGCUGCUGCAGAGAGGGGCGGAGAUCAGCCUCAACAAGAACCACGCCUCCUUCUUCCACGAAGCACUGCAACAUGGGAGGAAGGACGUGAUUAACGCUAUCAUCGACAGCGACAGAUGUAAUCACAUCCUGAGUAUGUUCAAACGUGAUGCUGGCUGUCGUUGUCCAGUGUUGGACCUGGUUGACUUGCUGCCAGAGUCUUGCAAGUACCUUCUGGAUCGCUGCAUUAGAGAAUCAGACGACGAUACCAGAAGUCCUGACUACCAUAUCGACUACAAUUUCCAGUGGCUUCAGGCUCCGAUAGCGCUGACGAAGCAUGCAAAGGUAGACAAAGGCCUGAAGAUCCAGCCUCUGGCCACUCUGAAUGCCAUGGUGAAAUACAACCGCAUAGAGCUCCUCUCACACCCCGUCUGCAAGAAAUACCUGGAAAUGAAGUGGGUGGCCUACGGGAGCGCUGCUCACCUUCUGAACCUGUUUGUAUACCUGCUGGGUCUGCUUCCUCUCACCCACCUCAUAGUGAGCCUGAGACCCAGCCUGGAAUACACCGACCCUGACAACACCACAGCUGUCACCAUGGUGCCCAUUUCCUUCAAAGAGCACGGCUCCUUCCUGUCCAGCUGCAUGGUGAUGGUGCUGGUGAUGAACAUUUAUUCCAUGGGGAAGGAAGUGACGCAGAUGUACCACCAGCGUUUGAAUUACUUCAAGGAUCCCUUUAACUAUCAGGACUGGACCGUGGCCAUCUUCUCUCUUCUCUUUGUCAUCCCUCUGUACUUCAACGUUGAGGGGUCUUGGUUCUGGCAGGCUGGGGCGAUGGCAGUCUUUCAAUCCUGGAUUAGCUUCCUCUUCUAUCUGCAAAGGUUUGAGCACUUUGGGAUUUACGUGGUGAUGUUUAACGAGAUUGCGAAGACGUUGUGGAAAAUCCUACUGCUCUUCUUCUUUCUGAUGCUGGCUUUUGCCUUGGUCUUCCAUGCCCUCAUGCUCAAUCAGAAAGAGUUUGAGCGACUGGACCUGUCUGGGGUCCAGAUCUUUGUGAUGAUGGUUGGAGAACUGAAUUACCAAAGCAACAUUCUGGACAUAUACCUAGACAACAAACUUCCAUUUCCCUUCCUCACUUUCUAUAUGUUUGUGAUGUUUGUCAUCCUCAUGCCGAUCCUGCUGAUGAACAUGAUGAUCGGUUUGGCGGUCGGAGACAUCGCUGAGGUGAAGAGAACCGCAGCUCUGAAGAGAAUAGCCAUGCAGAUUGAGCUCCACACCAAUCUGGAGGAAAAGAUGCCGUACUGGUUGUUGAAGAGAUUGGACCAAUCAUUCUUCACCAUCUACCCCAACCGCAAGUGCUCCAAGGUGGUUGGAGGGUUCUGUGCCUGCACUAGUUCCAACAACAACACCUACUGGUGUGUGAGAACCAUCAACGAAACACACAACACCCUGUUCUGUGAGUUCGCUACGGGCUUCCUCGAGUACUUUGACCUCAACCACGACCCCUACCAGUUGACCAACACAGUGUAUUCAGUGGAUAGAGAGGUGUUGAACACCCUUCAUUCCCAGCUGAUGGAGAUGAGGAGCUGCCAGGGACACAAGCAGUGUAACCCCCGACCCAAAGGGCUGGACCCAACAGUGCUGUCAAUAAGCCUAUUGGGCCUGUCACUUUCCACCAGUCUGGUUAUCCUCACUGUUCUGAAGAGUUCUGGGAACAAGCUUAUUGGGCCUGUCACUUUCCACCAGUCUGGUUAUCCUCACUGUUCUGAAGAGUUCUGGCAAUAA
This is a messenger RNA of Salvelinus namaycush (lake trout), 3471 nucleotides long. RefSeq names its product transient receptor potential cation channel subfamily A member 1-like. Bases 1 to 3471 code for a protein of 1156 amino acids. Gene Ontology annotation, cellular component: membrane. The transcript has 29 exons. The record is from RefSeq and is a predicted model, not a curated record. Lineage: Eukaryota; Metazoa; Chordata; Actinopteri; Salmoniformes; Salmonidae. Gene Ontology annotation, molecular function: protein binding; monoatomic ion channel activity. Gene Ontology annotation, biological process: monoatomic ion transport; transmembrane transport.